Messenger RNA from Prunus dulcis (almond), 1815 nucleotides. RefSeq names its product cytochrome P450 71A1-like. NCBI's taxonomy places the organism in Eukaryota, Viridiplantae, Streptophyta, Magnoliopsida, Rosales, Rosaceae. The record is from RefSeq and is a predicted model, not a curated record. Gene Ontology annotation, molecular function: monooxygenase activity; oxidoreductase activity, acting on paired donors, with incorporation or reduction of molecular oxygen; heme binding. The coding region runs from base 68 to 1627 and encodes 519 amino acids. The transcript is spliced from 2 exons.
GACAACUUCUCUAUAAAGAUGAAGAAGAAAGCCCUCAGAUUUCAACUGGCAACCCAAAAUUAAAGCAAUGGCUGUAUUUUCAUUUUUCAAUCAAAUGUGGCAACACCUACAUAGCAAUCUUUUCCUGCUUCCUCUUCUCUUCCUUUCAAUAUUCAUUUUCUUUGCACUUACAAGAUCAUCCUCAUCAAGUGGGAAAAACCACAAACUCAAACUGCCACCAUCCCCACCAAGGCUGCCUUGGAUUGGGAACCUUCACCAGCUAGGAUCAUUCCCACACCGCUCUCUUCGAGCUCUCUCGAAGAAGUAUGGCGAUGUUAUGCUUCUGCACUUUGGCAAAGUUCCAACGCUGAUUGUCUCAUCUGCAGAGAUGGCCAAGGACGUGAUGAAGACCCAAGACGUUGUAUUCUGCAGCCGGCCUCAAACCACGGCUCCAAGUAUAUUGUUCUACGACGGCCAUGAUAUUACUUUUUCCCCAUACGGGGAGUACUGGAAACAAGUUCGCAGAAUUUGUGUUCUUGAGCUUCUGAGCCUCAAAAGAGUGCACCAAUUUCAGUACGCAAGGGUGGAGGAAGUUGCAGAGUUGGUCAGCAAGAUUCGCAAAGCCUCCGCCAGCUCGAACGGGGAUCCCAUUAAUAUUGGGGAGCUGCUGGUGUCAACCUCCAACAACAUCAUCUGCAGGUGCAUUCUUGGAAAGAAGUUUGAGGACAAAGAAGACAAUUGGUUUGGAGAGACCACAACGGAGUUGAUGACUCAGGUGAUGAGUUUCAGCUUUGGAGAUUUCUUCCCUUCUUUAAAAUGGAUUGACCGUGCCAGAGGCUACCUUGCACAUUUGAAAUCAAUUUGGUUAGAAUUUGAUAAAUUUUUCGAUAAGUUGAUUGAUGAACACAAGGCAGCACAGAAAGAAGGUAAUCCUCGUAAGAAGGAUAUUGUGGAUAUUCUCCUCGACGUUCAAAAGGACGGCUCACUCGACUUUGAGCUCACUACCUCCAGUGUCAAAGCAAUUCUGCAGGACAUGUUUGUGGGUGGAAGUGAUACUAGUUGGACAGCAGCGAUAUGGUUAAUGUCAGAGCUUUCGCAAAAUCCACGGGUGAUGAAGAAAGUCCAAGAAGAGGUAAGAAGAGUGGCGGGGAAAAGGGGAUAUGUAGAGGAGAGUGACAUCAAGGAAAUGAAAUACAUGACAUGUGUGAUCAAAGAAAAUUUAAGACUUCACCCUCCAGCGCCUCUUUUACUUCCUCGGGAAGCAAUGUCAGAUGUAAAAUUGGGAGGUUACGAUAUACCUGCAAAAACACAAGUGUUUGUGAAUGCAUACGCUAUACAAAGAGACCCCAAAGUAUGGGACAAGCCAGAUGAGUUUAUGCCAGAGAGGUUCGAGGAGAACUCUGUUGGUUUCGUAGGUCAGGAGUUUGAGCUGAUCCCAUUUGGCGCUGGGAGAAGGGUGUGUCCUGGACUUGCCUUUGGGGUUGCUUCAGCUGAGUAUGUGCUUGCCAAUAUCCUGUUUUGGUUCGACUGGAAGUUGCCUAGUGGUGGCAGUAAAUUGGCUGAGACCUUGGACAUGUCUGAAGUUUACGGUCUCACAGUCUAUAAGAAAACUCCUCUGUAUCUUAUUCCAACACCAUACUCCCCUUAAUACCUCCAUCAUCAUCCAGAGUUAUCAUGGACUCUUUAUUUUAUUUAUGCUCUAAAUCUAGUUCUUUUUUUGUUUUCUGUUGAGCAUGAAGUUGUAUCUGCAAUGCCUGCAGCAACAUAAAUAUUUAUAAUAAUAAUAAUAAUAAUUAGAGAGUGAUAUAUCUCUGAGAUGUUGUAAUCAUCUUUGGC